AUGCUCCAAGACGGGUAUGCGCCACUGUCCACGGUGCUUGGUCUUCGGGAAUUCUCUCGCUUCAAGCACACUGCCGAAGAGGUGCAGGAGCUGGUGGAGAGGGAUCAAAAGAGACGGUUCGAGCUCACGACAAGGGCUGGCGAGAUGUGGAUUCGUGCAACCCAAGGCCACACCAUGCGCUCGGUGAAGGAUGACGCACUUCUGCAGCCAAUGGGACUUGAAGAAGCCCAGGAGGUUGAGAGCUGCGUCCAUGGGACCUACAUGAUGCUUUGGCAGGAGAUACUGAGCAGCGGUGGUCUUUCCAGGAUGGCUAGGAACCAUAUCCACUUCACCACCUGUACUUCGACCAACACUGUGGUCAGCGGCAUGCGAAGCGACUGCGAAGUCGUCAUCUACAUCUCCUUAACCCGCGCAAUGGCCGAUGGUCUCCAGUUCUUUCGGAGCACCAACGGUGUCGUGUUGACGCCGGGCGACGAACUGGGGAAGGUCUCAAGCAAGUAUUUCGACAAGGUUGUGGCCCUGGCGGAUGGUGCCGUUCUUUGGCCAGAGCCCUCAAGCCAAGCUGCGUCUCUGCUUGACCAUGUCAGUGCUAAGACUGAUGGUCCCGAUGCCGAAGCAUGCCAGGAUGCGGACACCGAGGAUGAGGAAGCAGUCGCUGAAAGGGCGCCAGCGACCUCAUCGAACCUGUCCAUUGAAGUGCCCGGUAUUUGUCCAAUGCUUAAUGGAGACGAAGUCCUGGCCGGCAGCAACGUGAAGCAGAUCAUCAACUCCAUCAGCCUCCUCCUAGCUGCGGAGUCCUCCACACUGCUGAGCUCCUGCCUGGAGCUCUUGCAAACACUGGUCGAGAGCAUCGACUCCGGGGCGCUGCUGGGUGCAGGCAGCAGCUUAGAACGCCUCAUUCCUCGGCUCUGCAGUUUGGAGAAAGGCAGAGACAUCCUCUACGGCUUGAUCCAGCUCUUGCAGUGGUGGCCUCGCUACACUCAGCUGAUCUCCCUGGACUUCAAAAGCGAGUGGCUGUCGGAGCUGCUCCAGGAGAACAGCGAGGAUGCCCCAGCUCCUGUGCGGUUGGAGGUACAGCGUGAGCAGCUGCUUGCGAGCCUUUGCGCAGGAUUGGCCCAGUGCUCCAAUUCUCUGUCUUGGGGCAUCGAUGUGAGUUUUACUGACGAGUCUGACGACGAGGGAGAAGAGGACAGCAACCAUCGCCAAGAGUUUUUCCGUCUAGCUGCCGAUGAGUUCAUGAAGCUUGGGCUGUUUGUCAGCAAGGACGGACGGAAUUCGUCCUUCCACAUCAACCCGGAAGCCAGCAGCGAGGAGCAACUGCGCCAGUUCGAGCUUUGUGGCAAAGUGAUCGGCCUCGCGCUGCUCCACCAAGAAACAGUCCCGUCGAUGCGCCUCAGCCCGGCGCUGCGCAAGCUCUUGCUGAGCAACGCGAAGCUGGGCAUGCAGGACUUGGCAGCCGUAGAUCCCAAUUUCUACCAGAGCCACGUCCUCCGCAUCCUGGAGGGGCAGUACACUCAGGAGGAGCCACCAAAGCAGCUUUCUGAUUUGGGUCUGACCUUCGAAGACGAGAUCGGUGGCGUGAAGACUGCACUCUGCUGGGGCGGCGCCGAGAGGGUGGUGUCAGAGGAGAACAAGUGCCAGUACAUAGAGAAGCUGUGCCAUCAUCGGCUGUUGGAUUGCGUCCGGCCUCAGGUGGAUGCUUUGCUCCGCGGUGUUCAUCAGCUGAUCUCUCCAGAAGUGCAGAGUCAACUGCAACGUACCGUCUCAGCUGCAGAGCUUGGGAUGAUCCUUUGCGGAGCCACCAAGCUCAACUUGCAGGAAUGGUUCAUGUCGACAGAAGGAAGGGAUCGGAUUAAGGAGAUCGCCAGAAGCACCAGCCUUCCCGAACUUGUGGCACAAGAGGGCGCGUGCAGGAUGAAGUUGCUGACUAAAGUGGAGUCCAUGUCCAAGAUGCAGCAGAAGUUUAACAUGGAACAGCGGAGCCAUGUCAGCCGGGUGAAGAAGCACGAAGGUAGCCGCAAGGCUGGCCCAAUGCCCUCCGCCACCCUGACCUUUGCACCACAAAGCAGCUACACCCAGCAUUCGGAACUGGGGCAAUGCUUCGAGGAAGUUCAGCAAUUGGAGACGGCACUCGUGGCGCUUCAGAAACGUAAGCAUGCUCUGCAAAGCCAAGAGUGGCAGACGACAGCAGUGAAGCCGAUCCAGGCUUCCGGCUGUGCACGUUCCCAGUCCAUCACGAACAUGCAGGCAUGGUUUAAGGCGUACGGCGAGCCCUCAGGAGCUUUUCUAGCUGGAAAUGCUCUUGUGAAGCAAGGAACCAUGAGGCACUUGAGACGUCGACUUACGUAUGCACUCUGGAAGCUUCGCUGCCUGUGGAACUACAACCAAACUAGCCUCGAGGAGGCAAGCACGAAGAUGGACGAGCUUUCGCCGGAAGCCUGGCAAAUGUUCUGGGAAGCUCUUGAGGCAAUGACGCCCGAGCAGCAGAAUGGCAUGCUCGAGUUUGCAACUGGCAGCUUUCAUCUUCCAGAAGGUGGCUUGGCAGCCCUGCAGUUCUCCGUGGCACCGACAAGAAGCAUGGAGCCAACUGCAGUCCCAUGCUUCUCCACGUUGUACCUCCCGAGCUACAACUCCGUCCAAGAGAUGAGGCCUUGGUGGAGGAUUCAAGGGUUAGCUCUCGCUUUCAGCCUGCUCGAACUUGCUUACGUGGCCUCGUGGCCCACAGGCAUCACGGUGAACAUGCUCACGCCUGGCGUGCCCAUCAUGGAUCAUCUGACCAGUGCCCUGCGAGAGCAUUUGAAGCAGCUGCAGGCCGAUGGGCAAUUGCCCCAAGAUCUGCGGAUUGCGGUGAGUGGUCCGGAAGAAGCCGGGGAAGGAGAGCACAAGAUCUCGUGCCAAAUGCUGAGGAACGAAUCCGCAGCGCAAGCACCUGGAGGCGAUGAGUGCCACAUCAUUGUCGGCACUGACUCGGAUCUGCUCUUGGUUCCAGUUGGUUUACAUCGUGGCCCAAAGCGAGUGGCCGUGACGCGACGUGAGGACGGGCUGACACAGCGCAAGUCUGCUUUGCGAGUUUUCAGCGGUGAUCGGCUUGUGCAAGCCAUGGGAAGGCAGCUCCACAGCUUUGCCACGCAACCGCAACCAGCAGCGCCAACUCCCAAGGAUCUCCAACAGCUGCGGCUUGACUUCCUGCUGGUGAUGCUGUUCAGGGGCAACGACUACUUGCCAGCACUUGUGUCAGGUCAUGACCCUGCAGACCUUUGGACUCAGUACCUCCGCUGGCGGCAGAGUGCGAUUGGCGCUGCUGGCAUCGUGCAGAUGGAGAACGUUGGAGAAGAGCAGGGGGGAGUGGUGCUCCCCCCUGGACAACUGUCAGCGUUCCUUCAGGCGCAGGGUUCUGGCUGGUUGCCUGCCCGUCUGAGCGGCGUGGUUCCCAAAGAUGGCGCCACUCGCCUUCAGUCUAGGUAG
This is a messenger RNA of Symbiodinium sp. CCMP2592, 3465 nucleotides long. The record is from the annotation of a GenBank genome assembly. Lineage: Eukaryota; Dinophyceae; Suessiales; Symbiodiniaceae.